UCAGGUGGAUGGACUCGAGGCUGAGGGUUGCCGUGUCGAUGAUGGGCAUUUGUUUGCUCCAGAAGAUUUUUCUUGCAAUUAUUGAAGAUUGUUUAUAGGAUGUUGGCGUCUGUUAUCUUCUCGAAUGUUGUGUAGUAGAAAGAAGUCACAAUCUAGCAUUAAAUGCAUACAAAUCGUUUGAUGCUCAUACCAAUGCAUUCAAGCUAGGCCGGAUUUAGGCCAUCCGACGUAGUAACUUGAUACAAAGCAACUUACUUAACGCUAUAAACUUGACGUCAUACGCAAACUGAGAAUAUGGCUUCAAAAGUAGAUUUAAAAGUUGUAUUGCUUGGAAAAGAAUAUGGUGGGAAAACAAGUUUGGUGGAGCGCUUCAUAAACAGUAGAUUCAAUGAAGACUUGCCAUAUCAAAACACCAUUGGUGCUGCCUUUGGUGCAAAAUCUCUCACUGUAGGUGGAAAUAAAACAGUAACUUUAGGAAUUUGGGAUACUGCUGGUUCAGAAAGAUAUGAAGCCAUGAGUAGAAUCUACUAUCGUGGUGCAGGAGCUGCAAUUGUUUGUUAUGAUUUAACAGACCUAGCAAGCUGGGAAAGAGCAAAAUUUUGGGUGAAAGAAAUAAAUUUGCACCAAGAGAGUUGCAAAAUAUACCUUUGUGGAACAAAGAAGGACCUGCUUAAACAUAAGGACAGGGGCAUUGACUAUCAUGAUAGUGUUGAAUACGGAGAUUCAAUUGGUGCAAAGGUGUUUGAGACAUCAAGCAAGACAGGAGAAAAUGUUGAUGAGCUAUUUCAAGACAUUGCAGAUGAGUUUUAUGCUAUGCCAUUACCAGAAACAAAACCAGAAAAAGAGAAGCUUGACUUGAGCAUGUCAAAGAUGAAUCAAAAUAAACAAUGCAGUGGUUGCACAAGUGCUUUACCAUGGAAUUGGAGCAAGUAAUAGCGCUGAAUAUUUUGACUUCAACAUUGGUUUAUGUAUUUGAAUAAAUUUUGUUGUCUUAACUUGAUGUUUAAGCAGGAUUUAAUAAUUAAAAAGAAUUCAAGUUUCUUAUGUAUGAGAAUUAGUUUUUGUACAUUUAUUAUUAAUAGCUCCUUAGGUUUCCAUGGUCUGAAAGUGCAUUUUCUGUAUUGCUAACACCAGGUUUAACUGCAAACAAAAGUCUGCAACAGACUGUACAAUACAGUUUGGCUUCAGAUAUAAAAUUCUCAUUAUACAAAUGACAAAUCAAUGCAGUAUGAUUUAUCCUUAGAUUUAAAGCUUCAAUAUUGACAAUAUAAAUAAAAAAGCUCUGUUUCUUAGGUUUACCAUGAAUCUCCAAUUCACAAAAUUUAUGAAAAUGCCAAGUUUCCAACAACUCUUUGUUGCUUUUGUUGUUAUUACCACAACUUUUUAUAAUAUCCAUUAGUAUUUUAUAUAUUACAUCAUCAGAUUUUCUAUUCAUAAAAUAGUAGGUCCAGAGUUGACAGUGUGCUUCAAUGUCAACAUAGGCCAACUGCAGCAAACAAUUGUGUAAUUCAGGACUUCUUUGUCACAAUACUAGGAUAUAUGGUUUUUUAAAUAUCUUUACAUUGUUGUGGUUUGGUUGCUGAAAAGAAUGCAUGGUAAUAUACAAUGGUAAAAGUAAUUUCCAAAAUGCAAAGUUUUGCAGUUAAAGACAGUCCAUUAGGAACAUCAGGAAUUUUGUUGGAAAUAAAAACCCGAAAUCUGUGAAAAAUAAGCAAAAUUACAAAUUUAGUUAUAGAUAAUUUACAUUUUUAGAUUGUAAAAUGGCUGUCUAAUUUUGAAUCACAAUAUAAUAAUUGCAGUUAUCGUUCGAAGUAUGUUUACAAUGAUACUAGGAUUUAUUUAUAUAGAUAUGUAUAAUACAA
Rhopilema esculentum is the source of this 1862-nucleotide messenger RNA. Its product is annotated as ras-related protein Rab-24. Gene Ontology annotation, molecular function: GTPase activity; GTP binding. The record is from RefSeq and is a predicted model, not a curated record. NCBI's taxonomy places the organism in Eukaryota, Metazoa, Cnidaria, Scyphozoa, Rhizostomeae, Rhizostomatidae.